CCCUUUCAUCCGAUGGUGAAUUUGGAAUGCUCCAGAGAUUUUCGGCCAUUUCUUUGUGCCCUCUACGCUCCUGUGUGCAUGGAGUACGGCCGUGUCACCCUCCCGUGUCGCAGACUCUGUCAAAGGGCGUACAGCGAGUGCUCCAAGCUCAUGGAGAUGUUUGGGGUCUCUUGGCCUGAGGAUAUGGAGUGCAGCAGAUUCCCGGAUUGUGAUGAGCCAUAUCCUCGUCUUGUUGACCUCAAUUUAGCUGGGGAGCCCACAGAAGAGACCCCAGUGGCAGUACAGAGGGAUUAUGGUUUUUGGUGUCCUCGGGAGUUGAAAAUAGACCCUGAUCUGGGUUACUCUUUCCUGAGGGUGCGGGACUGUUCCCCUCCUUGCCCAAACAUGUACUUUCGGCGUGAAGAGCUCUCCUUUGCUCGCUACUUCAUUGGAGUGAUUUCCAUCAUCUGCCUCUCCGCUACCUUGUUUACUUUUUUGACUUUUCUGAUCGAUGUCACAAGAUUUCGCUACCCAGAAAGACCGAUAAUAUUUUACGCUGUCUGUUACAUGAUGGUGUCGUUAAUUUUCUUCAUUGGCUUUCUGCUUGAAGACCGAGUAGCGUGUAACGCAUCCAGCCCUGCCCAGUACAAGGCUUCCACCGUGACACAGGGCUCUCACAACAAAGCCUGCACCAUGCUCUUCAUGGUGCUCUAUUUCUUUACCAUGGCUGGCAGUGUCUGGUGGGUCAUUCUUACCAUCACAUGGUUUUUGGCAGCUGUGCCAAAAUGGGGCAGUGAAGCCAUCGAGAAGAAAGCCUUGCUCUUCCACGCCAGCGCCUGGGGCAUUCCAGGAACUCUAACCAUCAUCCUCUUAGCAAUGAAUAAAAUUGAAGGUGACAAUAUUAGCGGCGUAUGUUUUGUUGGCCUCUAUGAUGUGGAUGCAUUAAGAUACUUUGUACUUGCACCUCUCUGCCUGUAUGUUGUUGUUGGAGUUUCCCUCCUGCUAGCUGGCAUUAUCUCUCUCAAUCGGGUUCGCAUUGAAAUCCCAUUAGAAAAAGAGAACCAGGACAAACUGGUGAAGUUCAUGAUCCGGAUUGGCGUGUUCAGUGUUCUCUACCUCGUGCCACUGUUGGUUGUAAUUGGCUGCUAUUUCUAUGAGCAGGCUUACCGAGGUGUGUGGGAGACGACGUGGAUUCAAGAACGCUGCAGAGAAUAUCACAUCCCGUGUCCCUACCAG
Eurypyga helias (sunbittern) is the source of this 1215-nucleotide messenger RNA. It is a transcript of the gene FZD3, whose product is annotated as frizzled class receptor 3. Gene Ontology annotation, molecular function: Wnt receptor activity; Wnt-protein binding. The transcript has 2 exons. The record is from RefSeq and is a predicted model, not a curated record. Gene Ontology annotation, cellular component: plasma membrane. Gene Ontology annotation, biological process: non-canonical Wnt signaling pathway; canonical Wnt signaling pathway. The annotation marks the transcript as partial. Lineage: Eukaryota; Metazoa; Chordata; Aves; Eurypygiformes; Eurypygidae.